Messenger RNA from Aphanomyces invadans, 651 nucleotides. RefSeq lists its product as hypothetical. The record is from RefSeq and is a predicted model, not a curated record. NCBI's taxonomy places the organism in Eukaryota, Oomycota, Saprolegniomycetes, Saprolegniales, Verrucalvaceae. Bases 1 to 333 code for a protein of 110 amino acids. The transcript has 2 exons.
AUGGUCGUCGGGUACGGCGUAGACGUCGUUGUGUCGUUUGUCGGUCCUGGCGAAGUCGUUCGAGAUGGGGCUGUCGUGGGUACUGAAGAGAUUGGAGUGCUGGACGGUGCAGAUGUGGUCAAAGCAGCAAGCGAUGACGUUGCGAUGUCGAGUCUGACAGCGUCGGGAACGGCGACAUGGGAGCCGACGAUUGCGUUGGGUUUGGUGCCGGUGUCGUUGGAACUGCGGUCGUUACGUUUGACGGGAGCGGAGGUUGGUCUGUCAACGGUGAACGGGUCGGUGCAAUCGUCGUCGGUGUCGACGGGGCUGGUGUGGUGGAGUUCGCUGGCAUGAGUGGCACUGUUGGUACAACCGAAGGAAUCGGUGUAAAUGGAGCGAGGGUUGUCGUACCGUUCGUGGCGAUUGUGGGAGGGACUAGUGUUGGCGUAGCGGUCUCCUCCUCGAUCCACUCGUGGGUAGAUGUGACUAUGGUAUCUCGUACAAGAUUGAAGUGUGUUUGACCCACGAGAGGGAAUUCGUUUGCCUGGGCAGUCCUUGAAGGGUCUGACGCCGCGUCCGCCAUCGCAGUGAACGCGGCGGCGAGUACCGCAUGCCUUGCUCGGCAUCCCAGCACCAUCGUCCGGACUGCAACGCACUUGCCAGAAUGGUGGC